GAUCCUUAUGAGAAGAAAACAUGUCUUCUCUGGUGUUGUCAGAGGGAUUAUCAAUAUGGCUGACAUGUGUCUGCAUCUGGAUCUUUUCUGGCUCAGGGUGUCAUGGCCAGCAGACUGAACACUGGGCGUAUGUCAACGUACGAGACAAGGCACAUAUGUUUUACUGGCUGUACGAGUCCCCAACACCAGGCACUAAUGUACCACUGAUCAUGUGGUUACAGGGUGGACCAGGAGGAUCAUCUACGGGAUUCGGUAACUUUAAAGAGAUAGGACCAUUGGAUGUUGACCAGAAGCCUCGCAACACAACAUGGCUGUCAGCAGCCAGCCUCCUGUUUGUAGACAACCCUGUGGGAACUGGCUUCAGCUAUGUUGACACACUUGAUGCCCUUACGACCGACGUUAACAUGAUAGCAGAGGACAUGCUUGUCUUAUUGAAGUCCUUCUUCAUGGAGUCAAAAUGGGGCAUCAAGUAUCAGCACACUCCCUUCUACAUAUUUUGUGAGUCUUAUGGAGGAAAGAUGACAGCUGCUAUCAGUCAAGUCCUAUAUCAAGCCAUUCAAAAUAAAGAACUGUCAUGUGAUUUCAAGGGUUUGGCCCUUGGAGACUCCUGGAUCUCCCCAAUAGACUCCAUGUUGAAUUGGGGUCCCUAUUUACAUACAAAUUCAAUUGUAGAUAACCAAGGCCUGUACAGGAUUAAUGCCUCAGCUUACCAAGCAUUAGACUACAUCCAGUCUGGUCAGUGGACAAAGGCAACUGACCAGUUCAGUGAAUGUGAAAAUGUCAUCUUGGAGAAUUCCAAUGGAGUUAAUUUCUACAACAUUCUGAAGUGGGGGGCUGACGAAGCACAAGAAAGUAACCUUCUGCAAAGGAGACACUCUGGAGGAAAAGUAUUCGAACCAAGAAUAUUGAAUGUUUUGCAAACGGACAAAUUGUCAGCAUUGAUGAACGGACCUAUCAGAAAAAAGCUGAACAUCAUCCCACAGCAAGUUCAGUGGGGAGGUCAGAGCGAGAAAGUGUUUCAGCAUAUGAUGGCAGACUUCAUGAAACCUGUGGUUGACAUUGUCAAUAACUUAAUUGAGAAGACACCCCUGCAUGUGGUUGUGUAUACUGGACAGUUGGACCUGAUCUGCUGUACCCCAGGAACAGAGAAAUGGAUCGAAAGUCUGGAUGUCUAUCCCAAAUUUCUUACUGCCAAGAGAACAAGUAUACCAGAUCCUGUGACUAACCUCACCUCAGGGUUCGUGAAAACUUACAAAAACUUCUCCGUGUACUGGAUUCUGGGAGCGGGACACAUGGCUCCCCAGGACAAUGGAAAUACAGUGUUGGCUAUGGUCAAGAGAGUGAUAUCAACACCUGUCCAUCCUAAUCCCUAUCAGGGGCUGUUUCUGGAUCUAGAGGCAUGGAUUCUUCACUGGAUAAAGAAAGUGUGAUAAACUUAACCUCACAUUUAAAUGCUUUUAUAAAGCUUGUCGCAACAUUAUGACUGUGAAUUGAAAAUUGCCUACAGAAGACCCGACUACAUAACUACUGUCAAGUUCCCUUUUUCUUAUUGUGGUCUGUAAUUUUAAUGGUCAAUUUCAGAAGAUUUUUAUUUUGCAAAUUUUAGGUCUAGUGCAGUGGCUAAUAAUUGGCAAAAAUUUCAAACGUAAGGAUGGAUUAAUGUUAUUAAUUUUGCGACUUAUUUUGUGAAAACUAAAACCAUGAAAAUAAACCCUUACAGUGUCAAAAAUUGAGUUGGCAACACAAAUUCUUGACAUAUGAAAUUUGAUGAUGAGAAUGAAAAUUGAAUUCCGAUUCAAACUUUGUUAAAUUAAUCACAAACUCUAUCCUGAAAUACUCGCACUAAUUGUUUGCAUUACUGUGAUAUCUGUAGACUUUUCUGCUCCAGGUUUGUCAAUUAUUAUGUUUACCUAAAUCAUACAAGAGCAAAAAUGUAUAAAUGUUUUAUAUUAAGAAUAAAUUUGUACCUCACCUCGCACAAAAUGCCUGGGAAUUUGGUGGUGCCCUGUAUAGCUGUCAUUUUUUUUUAUUUGAACAGCUUAAGUCUUAAAAUUCUUCUUUCUUCAGUAGGUACCUUGGACGAGUAAUAUAAAGCUCUCAUAUAAGUAAACUUGAUUUACUUACUAGGUCAUAGAGAUAAAAUGUUGUUUAUGAUAUUUUAGGCAGAGGGUAUCUGGGGUGUAUUGCUAUAAAGUUCCCUCACAAGUGAACAUUACAUACAUUCAAGGACAAAUGGUUUAUUAGCUCACCUGACCGAAGGGCAAGUGAGCUUAUGCCAUGGUGCGGCGUCCGUCUGUCCGGCGUCAACUU
This is a messenger RNA of Mizuhopecten yessoensis (Yesso scallop), 2310 nucleotides long. RefSeq names its product retinoid-inducible serine carboxypeptidase-like. The transcript is spliced from 12 exons. NCBI's taxonomy places the organism in Eukaryota, Metazoa, Mollusca, Bivalvia, Pectinida, Pectinidae. Gene Ontology annotation, biological process: proteolysis. The record is from RefSeq and is a predicted model, not a curated record. Gene Ontology annotation, molecular function: serine-type carboxypeptidase activity. The coding region runs from base 21 to 1430 and encodes 469 amino acids.